This is a messenger RNA of Dreissena polymorpha, 483 nucleotides long. RefSeq lists its product as uncharacterized. Lineage: Eukaryota; Metazoa; Mollusca; Bivalvia; Myida; Dreissenidae. Bases 1 to 483 code for a protein of 160 amino acids. The record is from RefSeq and is a predicted model, not a curated record. The transcript has a single exon.
AUGCUACACCGACAUACCCCACCCUCAUGCAACAACCUCAUAUCUCACCCUCAUGCUACACCCACAUCCCCACCCGCAUGUUACAACCACAUACAUCACCAUUAUGCUACACCAACAUCCCCACCCUCAUGCUUCACUCAUAUACCCCACCCUCAUGCUUCACCCACAUACACUACCAUCAUGUUCAACCCAUAUAAACCACCCUCAUGUUCAACCCACAUACCCCACCCUCAUACAUCACCCUCAUGCUACACCCACAUCUCCGCCCACAUAACCCACCCUCAUGCUCAACCCAAAUACAUCACCCUCAUGUUCCACCCAUACAACCCACCUUCAUGUUCCAGCCACUUCCCCUACUCUUAUGAUCAACCCACAUACCUCACCCUCAUGCUACAUCCACAUAACCUACUCAUGCUACAACCACAUACCUCAUCAUCCUCAUACUCCACCAAUAUACCCCGCCCUCAUGCUACAACCACAUAA